AUGAAUAAUAAUACAUCAAGAUAUUUAUUUGAUAUUAAUGAAACAAAUGGUUCCGUAUAUGAUUCAUUUCUCGAAAUGCACUAUCAUAAAUAUGUUUUUUUUGCUGUAUGUUCAGCAUUACUUGGUCUACCGUCCAAUAUACUUCUAUUAGUAAUACUUAUGCGUAUUGGUUUAUUCAGUAGACGUCAAAGUAUUUUAUCACGUUUAUCAUUUACAAAAAUAAAAUCAACAGGUUCAUUUGAAAGAUUUCUAUUUGAAAUUGUUUUUAUUGAUACACUUUUAAUAAUUUAUCACUUUGUUGACAAUUUUUUAAGUUAUAUACAUGAAGAUCGAUCAACUGGUCAACAUCAUCUUAUACAUGUAUCAGAUUUUUGUUGUAAAUUUUUUACUUAUAUUGCUAAAAUGAGUGUUCUUUUAUCAACAUGGUUAUUAUUAUUUUUGAUUAUCAAUCAACUUAUCCUUACCAUGGAAUAUAAUAAUGAUCAUCAAAAUCGUUCAUGCUGGAAUCGUGGUUUAUAUUAUGUUAAUGCAAAAUAUUCAACUGUUUUUCUUAUAUUUAUUUUUAGCGUUUACAAUAUAUAUCCAAUUGAAGUUCUUAAAUAUAAAAAAAAAGAAGAUAUAGAAGAUUAUCAACCAGUAGAAGGUGUUCCAGGUGUGUGUUCAACUCAGUUAGAUGGUAAAAGUAGACGAUUAUUAAAUGUAACAAAUUAUGGCUAUCACUUACUUGGUGUUGCCAUACCUUGUGUUAUAAUACUUGUUAUAUCAAUAAUAAUUAUUUAUCGUACAUGUCGAAAUAAUACAUAUACGAAUAAAGAGUGUACUUCAUUUUAUUACAUAGCUGGAACAAUUGGUAUUGUACAUGCAUUAUUUAAUUUACCGGCACGCUUAAGUGAUCUUCUAAUAUUAUCUUCAGCAGCAUAUGUAGCACCUUAUAAAUAUUUAAUAACCUUUAAUCAUGAAGCCCAAUCUUUCAUAACUUUAUCAUAUGCAUAUAAGUGUUUUAUAUGUAUAUUAAUAAGUCGACGUUUUCGUUUACAUGCUAAAAGUGUUUUAUGUUUUUUAAUUGAAAGUAAAUAUGAAGAUCGUCAUACAAUAGAAAGAUGUAAUGCAAACAAUGAUUCGCAUCAUUUAGCAAAACUAAAAACAUAUAAAAAAUAUUACAAUCAUCACGAUCAUCGAGGGAAAGACCCUUAUAUGAAUAUAAUACCAGUAGCACUUAAAGGAUUGCUCAAGGUUGGUAAUCCAUUAUCAAGGAAAUUCCCAUUUUCACACAUUAACAAAAACGAUUUACAACGGUAUACAACAUCAGAAACAACGUCUUGGAUUCGACCAUAUUUUACUCAAAACGAGAAACCUAAUUUAUUAAGGCCUUGUGGUCGUUCAGCUAGUUGUCACGAAAUAUCGAUACCAUUGUCAUCAGUACCAUCUUUUGUUGUUGAAUCACCUAAAACUUGUUCUCCAAAUCAAUCAGAUACAUCAUCAUCACAUAUUAUAACAGAUCCUACAUCAGCAUAUAUUAUUAAUAUUACUUUACCGAAUGGUGAAUACGUAUAUUUACCAUUACCACAAAAACGUGCACCAAAUUACCGGACAUCUUCAGCAUCGUCACCAAAAAAGAAUAAAACCGAUCCAUCAUCUCAUACAGAUUCAUUAAAAAUGACAUUAUUGUCAGAAGAAGUUGAAAAACAACCUGUAAAUAAGAUAGACUUUCUUUCAUGA
Molecule: messenger RNA, 1719 nt
Organism: Rotaria sp. Silwood1
Lineage: Eukaryota; Metazoa; Rotifera; Eurotatoria; Philodinida; Philodinidae
Source: the annotation of a GenBank genome assembly